Molecule: messenger RNA, 823 nt
Organism: Drosophila willistoni
Lineage: Eukaryota; Metazoa; Arthropoda; Insecta; Diptera; Drosophilidae
Product: attacin-B
Exons: 2
Coding region: 16-720 (234 amino acids)
Biological process (GO): defense response to bacterium
Cellular component (GO): extracellular region
Source: RefSeq, a predicted model, not a curated record
AAAACCACAAGCAUUAUGCAAAACGGAAGCGUUCUAAUCUUGGCCUGCCUUUUGGCACUUUUUGCUGUAGCCAUUGAGGCACAACGUUUCCAAACUCUUCCAUAUUAUCCUAAACCAACACGUUCCCCACCAAUCUAUCGUGUGCGUCGUCAAGUUUUGGGUGGUUCAGUGGCUUCAAAUCCAAAUGGAGGAGCCGAUGCACGUGUCAGUCUCACCAAGGCCUUUGGCAAUCCCAAACACAAUGUGGCUGGUCAAGUAUUCGCCGCUGGCAAUACCAAAGGUGGUCCCGUAACAACCGGUGGCACUUUGGCCUACAAUAAUCAUGGCCAUGGUUUCGAUCUCACCAAGACCCAUACUCCUGGCGUUCAAUCGAGCUUCCAGCAGUCGGCUCAUGCCAAUCUCUUCAACAAAGGUAAACACAAUGUGGAUGCCAAGGUCUUUGCCUCACAAAAUCAACUAGCCAAUGGCCUGAAGUUCCAACGUAAUGGCUUUGGAGUGGAUUAUUCCCAUGCCAAUGGUCAUGGCGCCAGUCUUACUCAGAGCAAUAUUCCCGGCUUGGGUCGUCAGUUGGGCUUGGAUGGACGUGCCAAUCUAUGGUCAUCUCAGAAUCGCAAUACCCAUCUCGACUUGACGGGUGGAGCCAGCAAAUGGACAAGUGGACCACUCAGGGGUCAAUCUAAUUUCAACGCCGGUUUAGGUCUUACCCAUCAUUUUGGUUAAUCUCAACGUUGAAUUUAUGCAAAAAAAAAAGCCAAAGUAUUUAUUUAUCAAUGAGUUAAUAGAAUAAUCUAAUGUCAGAAAAUAAAAUCAAUCAAGCAAAUUA